Molecule: messenger RNA, 1823 nt
Organism: Exophiala xenobiotica
Lineage: Eukaryota; Fungi; Ascomycota; Eurotiomycetes; Chaetothyriales; Herpotrichiellaceae
Exons: 1
Coding region: 68-622 (184 amino acids)
Source: RefSeq, a predicted model, not a curated record
GUCUUACCUCCUAGCAUUACUUGUACUUUUGCUAUUCUUGUAUGGCUAUAUAGACCUUUCAGUCAAUAUGGCCGACGUCGAAAACAACCGUCUUAACUUCCGCCCACCUUCCACGAGCGUUGACGACAAAAGCGUAGACUUCGCGACUCCUCAAGCGUCCUCCCUACAUGGCAAAUGGUACGUGACACAUUCGACUCUGCCCAUGUGGAAGUCCAACCGAAACGUCACGAUCACCUAUACGCCUCUUCCGAACAAUGUAGAGGUCCUUGACGACCUCGUCGAGUACCAGCCUCUCAAGUCCAACAAGCACAAAAAGGUGGAAGGGUACGAUACACCAGACGCGAAGGUCUGCGCCGCAUACAGUUGGCGAGGGAAAGGCCUCUUGAAGAUAGCAUCUAGCCAUUGGCAAGUCUUGGGCUACGGUGGUGAAGACGACGGAUGGUGCGUCACAUACUUCCAGAAGACACUCUUCACGCCCGCAGGCAUAGAUAUAUACGCUCGACGGAAAGGCGGGCUUUCAGCAGAGCUCCUCGAACGCAUCCGGAAUGAGAUAAAGAAUAUCAAGGACCACAGUGUCGAGAGACUGGCUGAGCUCGUCUUCCCCAUACAUCAUAAUUGGUGAAGAAACGGAUGGGUGGAAGCUUCAUACGAGUUGGCCAACGAACGCCAUUUACGAUUUAACGAUUUUAACGGGAUAACGAACAAUUAGAAUCUUCACGGCUAUAAUACCAUCCGCCAUCGAGCAGCUCUUGCUCCAUGGUUGCCCAUUUCUGGACCUUUCCCCCUUCGAUGCUCUUCAAGUCCAAGUCCGCGAACUUGACAUCAACUAGUUCGACAAGCACACCUUGAUCCUGGGGCUCGUUCUUCCUCCUCCUCAGCGCCAGAAAAACACUGCAGUCUCUCAAGGCCAUAGCCACCCCAAAAUCCUUCCCUAUCGGGUUCUGGAAAUCCUUCAGCCCGACGCUUCCGUGCUCCUCCUGAAGCUUUCUCAAGUGAAACAGCGCAGGCUGAACCGUCUUCUUGAAAGCUGCCACAAACUCCCGGAAGUCUCCUUCGAUUGGCGGCCAGAUCUUCGCCAGUGCGCGCUCCAACGCGUCGCCUUCCUCGAGCAGAUCCAAAGGACAGAAUCCGGAAUCACCUCUCCCUUGGUGCUUCUGUUUUUGUCUCCGCAUCGCAUUCAACGCGCACGUGCGGCAAUUCUUCGCCUCCACAGGCGCACUUGGACUCUGUACCAGCCACUUUGGCUUGAACUCCACGAGCCAGUCUAUUCCCGGGCCUUGGAGAUUCUGCAUCAAGAUGCCAUACUGCUCAUCUUCGUACGCGGGCAAAUACACGUGCCGUCUGUGGUGAGGGCGGAGACCCCUUCUCGGCUUGCCCUCCAAAUUGUCGAGAUCCGCUGACAGGGCGGAUAAGUCCACGUGGUCCAUUUCCAGGAGCUCCUCUGUUGCCGCGCGGACCAUUUCAGGAGUGAGCUUGUACAAGCUUUGCGUCAUGAGGAGGGACUCGUAGCCGGUGAAGAGGGGGGCGAUACGCCUGUCGAAGUCGGCCAUAACUGCCACGGCGGGCUUAGUGGACCGCAGGUCUUUGCGUAGCCGCAUCACGCAGCAGUGCGAGUGCUCCUGCAGUGAUUGCGGCGAGAGAACGGAGACGCUGUAUAUAAUGUUGGCGGCCCCUUCGGCGAGAUAGUGUAGCUCCAGCUCUGUGGAGGCCACAGCUGGCGGGCAGGCUGGGGAUGGAACGUGCAGCGUCGACAUUAUGGUGGUGUGGUCCGGAGAUGGAAGUCUGAUAGCUGUAGCUGUAGGUGGGCUUGAUGAACAGGGUGG